Peniophora sp. CBMAI 1063 is the source of this 570-nucleotide messenger RNA. Lineage: Eukaryota; Fungi; Basidiomycota; Agaricomycetes; Russulales; Peniophoraceae. The record is from the annotation of a GenBank genome assembly.
AUGCCCUCUCUCGGAACCAUCAUACAAGCGAGGCCGCGGCCUUUGCUAGCGGCUUUCUUAUUCUUCGCAACAAUGUUACCUGCUGCACAGGCGCGUUGCUUCUUUGAGGACGACGACGACGGCGACCGCCGUUAUCGUUGCGAUGGUCUGUCUACUGGUGCUCGCGUAGGCAUUGGUAUCGGCGUUGCCGUGUUUGUCAUCAUCCUCAUCACUCUUUCCUUCGGGAUGGUUCGGCGCCGAAGGUCAGCAAUACACGCGGCUGAAGCACCUCCCUUCGUCCCCAUCCCGACGAAUCCUCCGCCGCCACCAGGUCCGGCUCCCGCACCGGCUUUCUUCGCCCCUCCUCCCGGUCCACCACCUCAGGGUGGACUUGUACCCCCGGCCGGCUUCGCAUCUCAAGCUCCGUUCAGCGACGGUUCGGCUCAAUUUGCACCUCCGCCGGGUCCGCCGCCAGGUCAACAGCCCUUCGCUUCUGGCUCAAGCUCGAGCGAGGCGCCGCCUCUGUACAUGUUAACUCCCGGUGGACCACCAAUCGCGGACAAGUCUACCAGGCCUGCUCAGCCUGUUUAG